This is a messenger RNA of Ricinus communis (castor bean), 1390 nucleotides long. Its product is annotated as protein THYLAKOID ASSEMBLY 8-like, chloroplastic. Gene Ontology annotation, molecular function: protein binding. Lineage: Eukaryota; Viridiplantae; Streptophyta; Magnoliopsida; Malpighiales; Euphorbiaceae. The transcript has 3 exons. Bases 130 to 906 code for a protein of 258 amino acids. The record is from RefSeq and is a predicted model, not a curated record.
GGACGUACAUGUACUUUCCGAGGCUAAAAUUUGUGUUUCCAUGAAUUUCCUUCGAGUAAUCACUUGCGAGUUGCCACCCGCUACCUUAAUCUAAAAGCACGAACCCGGAUUUUCUCCCACCAAAGUCUAAUGGCCUUUCCAAGAUCAAGAAUAGCAAAACUCAGUGUAGUGCUACUUCAGAACCUAACAAAUAAACCAAUAAAACAGACUCAAUUACCUCCAAACUCCCAAGCCUUGUUUGACUUGAACAUAUUAAACAAACAUAAUCACAGCCACAAUUCCUUUUCUGGGUUGAGGCAAUACCAUGAUGGGAGGCCAAGAGGACCCCUUUGGAGAGGCAAAAAGCUAAUUGGAAAAGAAGCACUUUUUGUAAUUCUUGGAUUGAAGAGGUUUAAAGAUGAGGAAGAGAAGCUUGACAAGUUUAUUAAAACCCAUGUUUUAAGACUGUUAAAGAUGGACAUGAUUGCUGUCCUCACUGAGCUUGAGCGCCAGGAAGAGGUCUCUUUAGCAACCAAAGUGUUUCAAAUAAUUCAAAAGCAAGACUGGUAUAACCCUGAUGUUUAUCUCUACAAGGACUUGAUCAUUGCAUUAACAAGAAGUGGAAAAAUGGAUCAAGCUAUGAAGUUAUGGGAAGCAAUGAGAAGUGAGAAUUUGUUUCCAGAUUCUCAAAUGUACACAGAACUUAUCAGGGGCUUCCUGAGGGAUGGGUCUCCUGGUGAUGCAAUGAACAUAUAUGAGGACAUGAAGAAAUCGCCUGAUCCGCCAGAGGAAUUACCAUUUAGGAUUUUGUUGAAGGGGCUUCUUCCACACCCACUUCUAAGAAACCGGGUGAAGCAAGAUUAUGAAGAGCUUUUCCCUGAAAAACAUGUUUAUGAUCCCCCUGAAGAAAUAUUUGGUGUGCGCUAAGGGCUGUUACUGAAUCUUUAGUAUACUCAAGUCUCUGCUGCUUAAAGAUCAAGAUAAAUGACAGGUCAAGUAGCAGCAUUUGUAGCAAGGAAAGAGAGAGUUGGCUCUUCUAUGCAAGAGUACAUACCAUAUUCACCAGACCCUUUUUGACUUUCACAGCUGCAAGCUAUGAAUUUCCAGAAAAUUUGACCCCUUCAAGACUGGGCUGAAGGGCGGAGGAUUUGAGAUUCUUUGAGUUGAUCGGUCUUAAACAAUAUAGUGGAAACCUAGAAAUGGAUGUAUCUGAGAAGAGUAAAGAUCUGCUCAGCAUGUUGCUGUGUUUCUGUCUUAAGAUACCCAAACAACUGCUUGUAGACUGGUGUCAUGUUUUAGGAUUUUCUUGUGCAUUUGAGCAUGCAAACUUGUCAACAUUGCUCAAUUGAUCUUUGUAUCUGCUAUUCCCCCCCUAAAUGCCCAUUUCAGCCCUUUUAACUUGAACCCAAAA